AUGCCGCCGACGAUGAAUAGGCAAUCUUCCGCCACGAUGAGCAUGCACCAGCGCCUGGAAGCCGCCACCGACCUUACAAAGCUCUCACCAAUUUCUGACGAUAUCGUGGUAGCAUGUCUCCGCGAACGCUUUAUGACGGACACCAUCUAUACCAGAAUCGGGACAGCUGCCCUCGUUGCUCUCAACCCCCACAAAUACGUCUCUUCCAACGCAGACUCAAUUCUUCACAAGUAUGCCGCGGAGUACAGGGAUUCGUCAGAGCAGAAGGAGCGACUCCCACCUCACAUCUUCCAAAUCGCCAACAACGCCUACUACCAUAUGCGGAGGACAACACAGGACCAAUGUAUUGUCUUCAGCGGAGAGACGGGUAGCGGCAAGUCCGAAAACCGACGGCUGGCAAUCAAGUCGCUCCUGGAGCUCAGCGUUAGCAACCCUGGCAAGAAGGGAUCCAAGCUCGCCAACCAGGUCCCUGCAGCAGAAUUCGUUCUCGAGUCUUUCGGGAAUGCACGCACUCUUUUCAACCCGAAUGCCUCUCGUUUUGGAAAAUACACCGAGCUGCAGUUUUCGGAGCGCGGUCGUCUCACAGGCGUCAAGACCCUCGACUACUAUCUAGAGAGAAACCGUGUGGCCGCGGUUCCCUCGGGUGAACGCAACUUCCACAUCUUCUACUACCUGGUCGCGGGUGCAUCCCCUGAGGAACGACAGCAUCUUCAUCUGUUGGACAAGACAACAUACCGGUACCUGGGUCAACGUGGAACAGCAGGCCGGCCCAAUGGAGGCCGUGACGAUGACGGACUGCGUUUCGAUCAGCUCAAAAUAGCUCUCAAGACCAUUGGGUUCUCGAAGCGACACGUUGCCCAAACAUGUCAACUCAUUGCAGCCAUACUUCACCUCGGCAACCUCGAGUUCACAAUUGACCGCCACCGCAACGAGGAUGCUGCCGUUGUCCGUAACACCGACGUCCUCGAAGUUGUAUCUGACUUCCUUGGCAUCCAUACAUCAACCCUCGAGUCAGCUCUCUCUUACAAAACGAAGCUCGUCAAGAAGGAGUUAUGCACGGUAUUCCUCGAUCCCGAUGGUGCCUCCGAGAAUAGAGACGAUCUAGCGAAGACUCUAUAUUCCCUCCUUUUUGCCUGGUUGAACGAGCACAUUAAUCAACGUCUGUGCAAAGACGACUUCAGCACCUUCAUUGGCUUGUUUGACCUGCCAGGUCCUCAGAACAUGUCAAGUCGUCCCAACUCGCUUGACCAGUUUUGCAUCAACUUCGCCAAUGAACGACUCCAGAACUGGGUUCAGAAGAACCUAUUCGAGAAGCACGUGAACGAGUACAAUAUUGAAGGUAUUUCGCGCUUUGUCCCCCAGGUUCCCUAUUUCGACAACGCGGAAUGCAUUCGACUCCUGCAGAACAUUCCAGGAGGCCUUAUCCAUAUUAUGGACGACCAGGCUCGCCGGCAACCCAAGAAGACGGAUCAUACAAUGGUGGAAGCCUUUUCGAAGAGAUGGGGCAACCACUCCUCAUUCAAGGCUGGCGCAGUCGACAGAAGCGGGUUCUCUUCAUUUACGGUCAACCAUUUCAAUGGUGCCGUCACCUACUCCUCAGAAGGCUUCUUGGACCGCAAUUUGGAUGCAAUCAAUCCCGACUUCGUUUCUCUUUUACGUGGUGCCGCCGAUGGGCUCGAAGGCACUGGUUCCAUCAACCCUUUUGUCAAAGGACUCUUCUCCGCGAAGGCUAUCGCCACCCAAGCCCACCCGCGAAAUGAAGACACCAUCGUCGCCGCGCAGCAGGCAGUGAAGCCUAUGCGGGCACCCUCGACACGCCGGAAGAACACCGUCAAGCGGAUGCCUACCUUACGUGAGGGAGAUAUCGACGAGAAGGAACGUGAUGAGGAUGAAUCCCAUCCUGCUUUGUUGACGAGUAGCAGCCCCUGUGUUGCGGGCGAGUUCAAGGCGGCGCUGGACACGCUGUUUGAGACACUUGACGAGACUCAGGCGUGGUACGUUUUCUGCAUCAACCCGAAUGACUCGCAGUUGCCCAACCAGCUGGAAGGCCGCAGCGUUAAGGGUCAGGUGAAGGCAGUCGGCUUGAGCGAGGUCGCGAGGCGCUGUAUCAAUGUCUUCGAGGUGGGCAUGACACCUGCGGAGUUCUGCGAGAGGUAUAGGGAGGGGCUUCAGGCUGGUGGUGUCACGGAGGGCGACGGGAGGGAGGUUAUCGAGCAGGCGAGGACGGUAUUCAGUUUGACUGAUAGGGAUUUGGUUCUUGGUGCGCAUAAAGUUUUCUUGUCACAAGCUGCAUUCCACAAGUUUGAGGACCACCUUCGGUCGCGCGAUGUCGAGGAGCAGAAGAGGAAUAGGCUUCGGGAUGCUGAAGCGGAAGCUGGUCUUGAUCCACGAGGCCUCGACCCCUAUGCCCCGUACCGUUCGCCAAACAUGGAACAGGAUGAUGCAUGGGGUGGAGCCUACGCUGAUGCUUACAACGGCUCGAAUCAAGCCCUACCUCUCGUCGCAAAUGCUUCGCCGUUCCAGAGAGCCGAGAUGUACGACGACUACGAUGAGGACAAGUCCGUACGCAGCGAAGAUUUCGAUGGUCGCAGCAAGUUCACAAGCCAGCGAGACGACUCUGUAUCACAUUUCGGCUCGGAGUCGUAUGCUCCUUCUCGCAACAUGUUCCAGAACACCGACAAACGAGGCUUGAUGGAAAAAGAUCCUCUCCCUGGUGAUAUACAGGAAGGCGAGACGGCGGAAGUCCUCAAGGAGAGCUCUGCACGCCGACGAUGGGUCGCGCUUUGCUGGAUCUUGACAUUCUGGGUGCCGACGCCCCUCCUGACUUACAUCGGGCGCAUGAAACGGUUAGACGUCCGUCAGGCCUGGCGGGAGAAGCUCGCGCUCAAUAUGAUCAUCUGGUUUGUUUGUGGUUGUGCUGUGUUCGUCAUUGCCGUCCUUGGAGUGCUCAUCUGCCCCACGGAACAUGUUUUCAACUCAUCGGAACUCGCUUCACAUUCGUUCGCACUAAGUCCGAACAACGUGUACACGUCGAUUCGAGGAGAGGUGUUUGAUUUGACGAAUAUUGCUGCCGCACAUCAGAGAACCGUGGGGGUUAUACCAGCCAAAUCGAUCCUGAAAUACGGCGGACAGUCAUCAGACAACAUCUUCCCUGUGCAGGUCAGCGCUCUCUGCAAUGGCGUAGAUGGCAAUGUUAGUCCGUAUGUCAUUCUUGAUUCCAGGAACAACACCGACCCGAAUGCACAAUAUCACGACUUCCGUGUUUUCACCAACGACUCACGCCCUGACUGGUACUUUGAACGAAUGGUGCAGAUGCGAUAUACCGCUCGUGUUGGUUUCGUCGGUCUUACUCCCAAGGAAAUCCGCAAUUUGGCCUCUACAGGUAACUCGGUCGCCAUUUACAACGGAAUGGUCUAUGAUGUUACGAAUUACCUGAAGAGCCCUCCUGCCGUUCGCGCUCCUGACGGUAUGCAAGCACCCGGUGAUACCAACGUGAACUUUAUGGACGGCAAUGUUAUCAACCUGUUCACAUUGAGAGCUGGCCAGGAUAUCACCAAGCAACUCAACUCGCUAAACAUUGACAAGGAUGUACUGGCCCGACAGAAAGUCUGCCUUCGCAAUUUGUUCCUCCUCGGCAAGGUCGACAACCGACAGUCCCCUCAAUGUCUCUUCGCCAAUUACAUACUACUCGUCCUCUCUAUCAUUAUGGUGUCUAUCAUUGGCUUCAAAUUUUUGGCUUCUAUCAACUUUAGCUCAGCGCGCGCACCAGAAGACCACGAUAAAUUCGUCAUUUGCCAAGUACCUUGCUACACCGAAGGCGACACCUCACUUCGCAGGACGAUCGAUUCUUUGGCCCAGAUGAAGUACGACGAUAAGCGCAAGCUCCUAGUUGUCAUUUGCGAUGGCAUGAUUGUCGGUUCAGGUAACGAUCGACCCACCCCGCGCAUCGUGCUCGAUAUCCUAGGCGCUGACCCGAACCUUGAUCCGGAGCCGCUCAGCUUCGUGUCGCUUGGAGAGGGUGCUAAGCAGCACAAUAUGGGCAAAGUCUACUCGGGCUUGUAUGAGUGUGCUGGUCACGUCGUCCCAUACCUCGUUAUCGUCAAGGUUGGAAAGCCGACUGAAAGGUCCCGACCUGGUAAUCGUGGCAAACGUGACUCUCAAAUGCUGUUGAUGCAUUUCUUGAACAAGGUCCACUUCAACUCGCCUAUGAACCCUCUGGAGCUGGAGAUGUACCAUCAGAUCAAGAAUGUUAUUGGUGUCAACCCGUCCUUCUAUGAAUAUUUGUUCAUGAUUGAUGCCGAUACGACUGUCGAUCCUUUAUCCGUCAACCGUCUGGUCUCUGCAAUGAUCCACGACAAGAAGCUGUUGGGUGCCUGUGGAGAAACAGAGCUGGCAAACGCUAAACAGUCCUUGAUUACGAUGAUGCAGGUUUAUGAGUACUUCAUUUCGCAUCACAUGGCUAAGGCAUUUGAAAGCCUCUUCGGCUCUGUCACCUGCUUGCCUGGUUGUUUCACCCUCUAUCGGUUGCGAACACCUGACACCCAUAAACCUCUGCUCAUCUCUAACCAGUUGAUUGAGGACUAUUCGGAGAAUCGGGUCGAUACGCUGCAUAUGAAGAACCUUCUCCAUCUCGGUGAAGAUCGUUACCUUACAACCCUCCUUCUGAAGCAUUUCCCUCGCUUCAAGACACAGUUCAUCCGUGAUGCACAUGCUUACACCGUGGCUCCUGAUGACUGGAAGGUCUUGCUAUCUCAGCGCCGUCGAUGGAUUAACUCGACUAUCCACAAUCUUGGCGAGUUGGUCUUCCUUGAACAGCUCUGUGGUUUCUGCUGUUUCUCAAUGCGUUUCAUCGUCAUGAUCGAUCUGCUUUCGACCUUGAUUCAGCCAGUUACAGUUGCUUAUAUCGUCUAUCUCAUAUAUCUGACAGCGGGCUUGGGCAAAUCCAUUCCUACGCUUUCUUUGAUCAUGAUAGCUGCUGUCUACGGUCUGCAGGCUCUCGUCUUCAUCAUGCGGCGCAAGUGGGACAUGAUUGGCUGGAUGCUGUUCUACAUCCUUGCCAUCCCUGCAUUCUCCUUCUUCCUGCCUCUCUACUCAUUCUGGAAGAUGGACGACUUCUCAUGGGGUCAAACUCGUGUCGUACUGGGAGAAUCUGGCAAGAAGAUGAUUGUCCACGAUGAAGGCAAGUUCGACCCAAGGUCUAUUCCGCUGAAGUCUUGGAACGAUUAUGAAAAUGAACUAUGGGAUAAAGAGUCAAACCACAGUAUUGGCUCAUGGGUGCCUCCGAACAAGACCAAAAACGAAGGAUAUGCUGAGUCAAGGACUGUGUCUCUUUACGGCCGCGAAACGCAAUACGAACCAAGAAGCUUCUCCCCCGCACCAUCUCAAUUCGGCAUGCUCCCUCCGCCUGGAUAUCAGUCAGGCCGAAAUACGCCUCAAUCGCCGUAUCACACGAUGCCAGAGCCUGCGUUAUAUCAGCCAACUCCUUCGCGACCUGCGACGAAUUAUCUUGAUAUUGCCAUUCCAAGGACAAGUCCGGAUGAUGUCGACCUUCUGGGCGGUGGCAGCCGACCUUCCGACGCUGACAUUGAUCGGGCCGUCCAAAAUGUCCUACGUUCAGCGGAUCUCAACUCGGUCACCAAACGUGAAAUCCGCCGUCAGCUCGAGGAACAUUUUGGCAUGGACCUCACCUCACGAAAGACCACGAUCAACGCGUCCAUUGAUAGGGUACUUCUCAACCCAAGUUGA
Molecule: messenger RNA, 5745 nt
Organism: Cyclocybe aegerita
Lineage: Eukaryota; Fungi; Basidiomycota; Agaricomycetes; Agaricales; Hemipholiotaceae
Source: the annotation of a GenBank genome assembly